AUGAUCACGUAUGAGAACUUCUUCCUGUAUCGCAUUCGAUUUCAAUCAUUCUGUGACUCUUUCUUUAAGCACCAUCUCUCUCUCUCUGUGAACUCACAUUCAUCCAACUCCCCAGCUAUGUCGACAUCAGAGAGCAAAUUGGACGUCGUGGACGAGAACAAAGUUGAAAUCGUGGAUAGAAGCCAGAAGGCUAAAGACGAAGAAAAAGUAGAAAAAGAAGAAGGUGGAUUCUUGGACAAGGUGAAAGAUUUCAUUCAUGACAUUGGUGAGAAAAUCGAAGAAACAAUCGGGUUUGGGAAGCCAACCGCUGACGUCUCUGCAAUCCACAUCCCCAAGAUCAACCUCGAGAGAGCAGACAUCGUUGUAGAUGUUCUUGUCAAGAACCCCAAUCCAGUCCCUAUCCCUCUCAUCGACAUCAACUACUUGGUCGAAAGCGACGGGAGGAAGCUUGUUUCUGGUUUGAUCCCUGAUGCAGGAACACUCAAGGCUCAUGGAGAAGAGACUGUGAAGAUACCAUUGACUUUGAUCUACGAUGACAUCAAGAGCACUUACAACGACAUUAACCCUGGGAUGAUCAUACCUUACAGGAUCAAAGUUGAUCUCAUCGUUGACGUUCCUGUCUUGGGAAGACUUACAUUGCCGAUGGAGAAGCGUGGAGAGAUUCCUAUCCCUAAGAAGCCUGAUGUUGACAUUGAGAAGAUUCAGUUCCAGAAGUUUUCUUUGGAAGAGACGGUGGCGAUUCUUCAUGUGAGGCUUGAGAACCUGAAUGAUUUCGACUUGGGGCUUAAUGACUUGGACUGUGAGGUUUGGUUGUCUGAUGUGAGUAUUGGGAAAGCAGAGAUCACUGACUCGAUCAAGCUUGACAAGAACGGAAGUGGGUUGGUUAAUGUUCCGAUUACGUUCAGGCCAAAGGACUUUGGCUCUGCGCUUUGGGAUAUGAUCCGUGGUAAAGGCACUGGAUACACUAUCAAAGGGAAUGUUGAUGUUGAUACGCCGUUUGGUGCUAUGAAGCUUCCUAUUAUCAAGGAAGGUGGUGAGACUCGUAUUAAGAAGGAUGAUGAUAAUGAUGAUGAUGAUGAAUGA
Molecule: messenger RNA, 1083 nt
Organism: Microthlaspi erraticum
Lineage: Eukaryota; Viridiplantae; Streptophyta; Magnoliopsida; Brassicales; Brassicaceae
Source: the annotation of a GenBank genome assembly